CACACACAGCAUCAGAAUCUCCACUGCCGCCUGCCUUGUGCUGUUACGGUGUGAUCGAUGGGGCUAUCACUCUCCCUGCACUGCCGGAUUAUGACAGAUGUUGUGGUGGUGCGCGUAGCGUACUACGACUAGCGAGUUGCGACCAACAGAGACAGUCUUCAGCAGUUCGAGACAGAAAUAGGAAUACUUUCGGUUUUGUAAUAUAAUAAAUGUCUUUCUAGAUAGAGCCGUGCUAUCGUUCUAGUUCGAUACACAGCGCCUAGCGUUGGUAGAAACGUUAGCUUCUGAGGUGGUUGAUUUGCAAAGCGAAGAACAUGAGUACACCCACAGGCGAGGUGACGUCACUAUUCCAACCGGCGGUUGCCGAGACCAAGUGCAAGCGGCCUAGCGACUUGUUCUAAUCAUGGUGUACUUUUGGCAAAAGAUCGCUCGUGCUACCCCAAUGAGCACACCAUCGCCCGUCCCUUCCUCUUCUCCUUCAUCACCCCUGCCUUCGGAAUCCGACUCCUCUUCAUCUUCAUCGUCGUCACCAUCAUCUUCAUCGCUGUCGAUUCCCUCCCCGUUAUCGUCUUCAUCGUCGUUAGAACGCCUGGCCGCAGUGGAGAGCUCUUCAACAAAGAAAACAAGGACUUCUCCCGGAAGUUACAGCGCGGUACCCGCGGCAGCACCAUCGUCCCUUCGAGUACAUUCUGGUUUCUUUACGUCCAAACCACGAAAAGGCGUAGUUGUUAACAAUCAUACCGCACUUCUGCCUAAAGUCGGUACUGGCUUAGGAAGCGGUGACGGCCUGUCCAACGGCACAGAUCAACGACACGCACGCCACCAAAACAAAAGCAGCAGCAGUAACAACGACAACAACAGCAGCAACAACAACAACAACACAGUCCCCACGAUCAACAACACUAAUACAAAUAGUAUAAGUAACGGUAACUACAACUGCAAUAAUAACAAUAAUAAUAAUAACAACCACAACAGUAGCAGCGACUCCAGCGAGAGCCACAGCAUUGAAGGAUCAGGUGUCGGUGUCGGUGUCGGUAUCGGUGUCGGUGGUGGUAGUGGUACAGGAAGUAGCGGCGGUGGUAGCGGCCACAACAAGACCCAUCCCCACAAUUCCCGCUCACUGACGGGGGUCCUGAUGUUGGACAAGCUGGUCGAGUAUUCCCGCCGAAAACAGGAGACAGACAGGCGGAAGGUGGCCGAGAGGGAACUGGAACAUCUCAACCUCAAAAUUGAUAAAUUGCUUUCCAAGAUGGGAGAACCGGUGGAUGGAGAUGUUCAGGGAAAGCUCAAGAUAGACGACGAGUGUGUGGUCUGUCUAGCAGCUGCCGCCACGAUGCAAACGUUCCCCUGUGGACAUAAAGUGGUCUGCCGAAAAUGUCUCAUCAAAACCAUACAGGUGGCAGUGUCUCAGCGUUGUCUCCCGCUCCGCUGUGUAAUCUGCCGGGACCGCAUCCUCAAACUCCACCACACGCUGCCCAGCCAAGCAGCCUCGGGUGAUGACAGCAACAGCACAAGCCUGGCCUUACCCUCCCCACCCUCCCCUCCCCCUCUCCAAUCUAGCCCGUCCCCUCCCUUCCUUUCUCCCUCAUCAAUAGCGAAAAGCGGGGUGGUGGGUGGCCGUGCGUCUACACUGCCCAGUCCCCUCUCCCCCACCAGCCCGAGCCGUCUGUUCAGCCUGAUUACGUCACCCGGGCGUCCACACAGCACGUCUCCCAGACACACAGAGAGCGUCUACGACAACAACAUGACAACACAUUCCAGCCAUCAUCACCAUCAUCACCAUCAACACCACCACCACAACAAUAAUAAUAACAACAAUAAUAAUAACAACAACAACAGUUUCUUCACCUCUCCAGUCCACAUCCAGAAGGUGAACCCACCCACAGUGAGCUUCAUCAACACUCACCACCACCACCCCCACCAUCACUCGGAAGAUGUCGAUUUCCUCAAGCACCCGCCUUCAAACCUGGAAGCGUUCCUUCACUCUCAUAACGACGCUCUCAACAUGCGAAGCUCGGACAGGUCGAGAAAGCAUCACGACCCAGCGUCAGAUCACAAGUCUGUCAACAAAUCAGGGAGCCACCAUCUUCUUCACCAGCAUCACCACCACCAAGUUGUCCCCAACCCGUACACCAGCAAGCGACACGAUUCACCUUGCCUCGGUUUCAAGGGUUCCCAGUCUGUGAAAAUCCACCCUGAGGCUCACCUGCAGGUCUGUGCAUUCAUGGGAGCGUCCGAGUCGGCCACCGCAGGGACCUCCGAGUCUGGUGCGGGAUCCCAAACACCCACGUCUACACACAGCAAAACGAGCAAGGCGAACAAGUUCAUCUCUAAGUUUUUACCUCGGUCAAGUCGCCGUAAACACACCUGGCAUCGCAAUGACUAAGUCCAUGUCUCAACAAGUAGAAAAGGUUUGCUGGGCCAGAAAUACACAAGUCCCAUCGGCCAGUUUCUCAGAUGUGCUAAGUCCAACAUUUUGUAUUUUUUAAACUCCCAAUUUCUUAAUCUGUAGUAGCGGUUGCAUAUGCUGGAGAAAUAAGUUUUGUUGAAAUUUAAAUUCUAAGUGGUGAAAAUAUAGCAAGACAAGAUAGCACAUAACGUAGCUAGGGUUAUUUAAAAGAAUGAAACAAGUUCUAUUUUUCUCUCCUGAAACAUUUUGCUUCUUCGGAGUAAAGCACUAGAACAGUCUGAUGAUAAAUCCCGUUUUAUAAAAUGUGUAAUUUAUGUUACUCUUUCCCGAAACUUGAAAACAUAAAUGUAUUGUUUUUUAAAGGAAUUUUGCCCCAGUGAUAAACAUUUCUGUAAUCCACUAAAAAAACCCACCAAUAGUUGCCCUUUUUUUACGAUCGACUUUCGACGAGAACCAUCCAUGACAUUAUCGUUUUAUGUUAUUGGUGUUGCUCUCCUUGAGAAUAACAUCAAUUCAAUUUUAAUAAUUAUAAUUCCUAUUUUAGAAAAGAAAAACCAUAAUUGGGUAGAUAAUUCAUCCUGGCACUUGUGUAAGUACUACAUUUUAAUCACGAUCGUUUUUGCUUUGUGGAAUUGUGAUCAUCUUUGUUUUUGUCAGUGAGAAAAUUCUUUCUUGAUCUUAGUUGUUUCGGUUUGCAUUUCAUGUUGGUUCCUCGUGCUUUAAAUAGUUAUCAAUGUGUCAAUUAUAAUUGUUUUCCUAAACUCUUACAUACAUUAACUUCUUUUGCCAGUGAAAUGUUCUGUCUACUUUUGCCGAAUGGUUUCUCGAAACAAUACGUUUUGUUGCACAUAUUGAACAUUUAAUAUCGUAUAAGUGCCGAACAUUAAAUUUACAAGAGUUAAUUAACAUAAACAAGGGGUUGAAAAUAACGAUAGCAUUGCGGUAGAAGAAGCAAAACACACAAGAUGAGCGCCAUCACCAACUGUUCGUGCUGUUGCUGACAAGACAACCAUCUUAAGUUAUUAAUAUUUCAUACUCGUUUUUAGGAGGAUUAACAUUUAAAUUAGGCCCAAUUUUGUGGAAGCCUUGUUCAUGCGAGAAACAAGACUAUUGUCCUGUUAUGGCACUGUCGUAACAGUUGGGAUUCACUCAAUGUCCAAUACUGGGCUGGAGGCUCUUGUGUUGAGAAACGCAUCCUUUCCGGUCGAAUGAUUUAGGAGUACCUACUUACUUUUACGUUUUACUGUCGCAGUUUAGAGUCAAGAAAGAUACAGCUUUAUAUGGCUGAUCAAACUACCAACUAUUUUAAAUGAGGUUUGUAAUUUCUUAAGGCUCCAUUGAAUCUCCCUAGUUUAUCUAUUGAGAGAUCUUUUUUUUUGUAGCCUAAGUGCUUGAUUUUGUAGACUCAUAGAGCUGGUUGACCAGGUAGCAUUCGUAACUUUAUAGCGCUGAUGGCACAAAGAAUACGAUAUAGGGCGAGCCGGAAGCGCUCCAUUCGACCACUUUUGCUUCCAUGCAAAUAUUAAGAAACGUCAUCUGCAGUGCUUGGGGAAAAAUCUGUGACACAAUAGAAUUAGGAGAGCGUGAAUUUAUUAAAUGUAGUUUUUAAAGUAAAAACAAUAGAGUCAUUUUUUAAUAAAAGGUAUAAUUUCCCAAUUCCAUCCCAAUAUUGGACAGUCCCACAAUUCACAGUAUUUUUUAUUCUAGGUUUUUAAAACAAAAUAUAUCUUUUGUUUUGUCUUUUUCGGCUUUUGUUUUUUAUUUGGGAGUGGGGGGUUGCUGCCAAGAUGCAUAGCGAGGAAAAAAUAUCGUCCUUUGGAAUACUAGGCGCAUUUGUUGCUCGUUUAAGCAUUCAUUCACGUCAUUACACACUGUGGCUUCUAUUCGUGGGUUCCGCCCGACCUCUAUGGAACUCUAAUUGAAUUGCACGUUCAUUACCAUAAUUGUUUUCAGCUUGGGUCUCUUUGUUUACACACGUGGCACUUUUGUCUGUCUCCUAGGGCAGAUCAGGCCGCCUCUCAUACAUAUUGUAUUUAUUAUUAUUAUUAU
This is a messenger RNA of Aplysia californica (California sea hare), 4459 nucleotides long. RefSeq names its product probable serine/threonine-protein kinase DDB_G0282963. The transcript is spliced from 5 exons. The record is from RefSeq and is a predicted model, not a curated record. Lineage: Eukaryota; Metazoa; Mollusca; Gastropoda; Aplysiida; Aplysiidae. Bases 404 to 2386 code for a protein of 660 amino acids.